GACAUUUAAUCACUCGACUUCCUCGACAACCGCCACAACCGUCAAGAUGGUCAACAUUCCUAAGACCAGACGCACCUACUGCAAGGGCAAGGACUGCAAGAAGCACACCCAGCACAAGGUCACACAAUACAAGGCCGGAAAGGCCUCCCUGUUCGCGCAAGGAAAGCGUCGUUACGAUCGCAAGCAAUCCGGUUAUGGUGGUCAAACAAAGCCUGUGUUCCACAAGAAGGCUAAGACAACGAAGAAGGUUGUGUUGAGAUUGGAGUGCACAGCGUGCAAGACAAAGGCACAAUUGGCGUUGAAGCGAUGCAAGCACUUCGAACUUGGUGGUGACAAGAAGACCAAGGGUGCUGCUUUGGUGUUCUAGAUGUGCUACGACGAUUGUUCUUUCGCAUGGGCAUGGGACACGGGGUU
This is a messenger RNA of Amorphotheca resinae ATCC 22711, 414 nucleotides long. RefSeq lists its product as hypothetical. Gene Ontology annotation, molecular function: structural constituent of ribosome. The transcript has 4 exons. The record is from RefSeq and is a predicted model, not a curated record. The coding region runs from base 47 to 367 and encodes 106 amino acids. Gene Ontology annotation, cellular component: cytosolic large ribosomal subunit; ribosome. Gene Ontology annotation, biological process: translation. Lineage: Eukaryota; Fungi; Ascomycota; Leotiomycetes; Helotiales; Amorphothecaceae.